AUGAAGGUCUUGCUGUUGGCAGCGAUCUCGGCCUUUGGUCUGCUGGGGACUGAUGGGGCUUGGUGGAACUUGGAUAAAAUGAUCAAGAAGACAACUGGAAAGGAAGCUGGUCCUUCUUAUAGUGACUAUGGCUGCAACUGUGGCUUCAGACGAAAAGGAGCCCCCGUGGAUACAAUAGACUGGUGCUGUGCUGAGCAUAACUGUUGCUAUAAUCGUCUGGAGAAUAUUGGAUGCCAGACCAGAUUUUCAAACUACAACAUUCGCUUUUAUUGGAAAACUGUCAACUGUGCAAGUCAAAACUUCUGUCAAGCUCAAGUUUGUGAAUGUGAUAAAAUUAUGGCCUUCUGCUUUGCAAUAAAUAGGAAAUCUUACAAUACGAACUAUCAAUACUAUAACAACAGGAAGUGCCGUGGAGCACCCCCAAAGUGCUGA
Molecule: messenger RNA, 432 nt
Organism: Erinaceus europaeus (western European hedgehog)
Lineage: Eukaryota; Metazoa; Chordata; Mammalia; Eulipotyphla; Erinaceidae
Product: phospholipase A2, membrane associated-like
Exons: 4
Coding region: 1-432 (143 amino acids)
Biological process (GO): arachidonate secretion; lipid catabolic process; phospholipid metabolic process
Molecular function (GO): phospholipid binding; calcium ion binding
Source: RefSeq, a predicted model, not a curated record